Molecule: messenger RNA, 1988 nt
Organism: Lathyrus oleraceus (garden pea)
Lineage: Eukaryota; Viridiplantae; Streptophyta; Magnoliopsida; Fabales; Fabaceae
Product: protein VAPYRIN-LIKE
Exons: 1
Coding region: 334-1740 (468 amino acids)
Molecular function (GO): protein binding
Source: RefSeq, a predicted model, not a curated record
AAUAGUAGUAUCAACUAGUUAAAGACAUCUUAUUCAUAUCUUUCUUCACCCCACCCACAUCUUCAAUGUCACAGUCGCACCCUAACAAACUAACAUCUAGAUACAAAUAUAUUUAAUCAAUUUCUAAAUCCCAAUAAGUCAAUAACAAUAAUAAUCAUAAUAAUAUAAAUCAAAUAAAUAAAUACAUAACAAAAUAAACAGCCUCAUUCCAGCAACAACAGCAGCAGAACACCUCAUUUCUAUCUUGGUUUCUUUCUCCGUCAAUUCUGAUAAACACAAUUAACAAGAACAGUCACUCUGUUAACCAUCAAGUUCAUCUUCACCUUCACCACCAUGGAUAGGUUAGUAAAAGCAGAGGUAAAAGAACUGGAACUUCACUUUCAGAAAAACCAAAAGUGCAGUUCCACUUUCAAGCUCACAAAUCUCAUGCACACCAUGACUGUUGCAGUUUCUCUAACAACAACAAAUCCAUCAGCUUUCUCUAUCAACAAACCACUAUCAGUAAUUCCGCCACUCUCUUCUGCAUCAUACGUACUUCAUCUCUCAAAUCUUAAUCAACCACCUCUCUCUGACUCCGCUGACGUCAUCACCGUUAAAACUUCCAUGCUUCCAACCGGUAAGGCCAACACGGAGGACCUCCGCCGUCUGUUUAACAAACCUGGUCCCCACGUUUUCCGGGAUGCGGUUAUAACCGUCGCCUUGGUGGGACCCAGCGUGGCUGAGUUUAUCAUCUCAAAGUAUGAUUAUGCAGCUCAAACUCGUAGCCUCUUCACGAAAGGUAUAUCCGUUUGCGCGAAAGCAGAUCUCACGAGUUUGUUGAAACCUGCGGUUGAAAGCGGGAGCGUCGACUACGUCGCGGAUCUUAUCGCCGCCGGAGGAGAUGCGAGUUUUGAAGAUUUGAAAGGUCGGUCGCUUAUUCCAUUGGCAAUCAGAACCGGGAAACUCGACGUUCUGAAGCUUCUAGUAGCUUCCGGUUGCAGAAUCAACGAUUCCGUGGAUUUUGUUUUGCACGAAGCUGCAGUUUUGAAUCGAAUCGACGUUGUGAAGUUUUUGUUUGAUUACUUCGGCGACGAACUGGAUGUGAAUUCGAUGAACACCGAAUCGAAGACGCCGAUUCAUAUGGCGGCGAUGGAAGGGCACGUGAGCGUGAUUGAAUUUUUCGUUUCGGUUGGAGGAAACCCUAACGCCGUGGAUUCUCAAAAGUGGACCCCACUUCAUCACGCAGCGUCGAGAUGCCACUUGAAAGCGGUGGAGUUUUUACUGGAACAGUCCGACGUGAAAUACGCAAGAGACAUAAACGGGAAAACGCCGUUUGAAAUUGCGGGGGAGAGUGGACACACGCGCUUGUUCGGUUUACUGCGUUAUGGCGACGCGCUUCUUCGUGCGGCGAGGGUUGAUAAUGUACACGCGCUUAAGAAGUGUUUGGGGGAAGGAGCGGAAGUGAAUAGAAAGGAUCAGAAUGGGUGGACCCCACUGCAUUGGGCUUCAUUCAAAGGUAGAAUAAAAAGUGUUAAGGUUUUGUUGGAACAUGGUGCUGAGGUUGAUUGUGUUGAUGAUGCUGGUUACACUCCUUUGCAUUGUGCUGCUGAAGCAGGACAUUUGCAAGUUGCUUUGGUUUUGAUUGCUCAUGGUGGAUGUCAAACUAAUCUCAAGACAUUUCAGCAUGUUUCUCCAUUGGGUUCUUUUAAAAAACAUGUCUCUCUUGAUUACUAUAAUAAAAAAUCUGAGACUAUUGCUUGAGUAUUUAGUGAUGUAUAUUUGUGUUUUGUACUGUAUAUUGGAUGUAUUUUGUACAUACUAGGUUUCUUAGGAGCUCUUGUAUCGUAGGCUCAGUUUUUUCAGGUGAAGUGCCUAAUAGGCAGCUUGUUUUUGCCUGCAUUAUGUUUCUGGCUUCAACACCAAGCUGGGUAAACUUAUUUUUGUUUUCAGAAAUUUGUGCAAUCCCUAAUGAGUGUUUUUUUGGGGAUAAGAAUAUGAGUUAUCGGUCA